Molecule: messenger RNA, 10232 nt
Organism: Anarrhichthys ocellatus (wolf-eel)
Lineage: Eukaryota; Metazoa; Chordata; Actinopteri; Perciformes; Anarhichadidae
Gene: nr6a1a
Product: nuclear receptor subfamily 6, group A, member 1a
Exons: 9
Coding region: 6708-8063 (451 amino acids)
Biological process (GO): regulation of DNA-templated transcription
Molecular function (GO): DNA-binding transcription factor activity; zinc ion binding; sequence-specific DNA binding
Source: RefSeq, a predicted model, not a curated record
GUUUCUUCAGACUUCAAUCAUCCAAUCCACCAAAUGGGAGUUAAUGGCAGAAUAAGCUGGUUGGCAUUGGCCAUUUUUAUGUUUAUAAAUGCUGGAAACUCAUUGUAAAAAAACAACCUGUAAAGCAGGAGAAGUCCCUCCUUUCUUCAGCCUUGUGACAAAGGCGUGGUUUAACCUUUGACCCCACCGCCUUGCUUGGUCCACUGUUCUCACUGCCUCACAAUCACUCGGGUUAGAUCAAUUCCAGAAAUCUUAAUUUCACAAUUUGUAUGAUUUGUUUUAAUGCAAACUAAUAUCAUACAAGUGCAAAUUGUCAAAGUCUCAAAAUGAGUCAGUUUUUCAAUCAGGAAUUGUUGCAGCUAAUCCAUGUGUAGUUUUUGGAUGGCGUAUAUUUUUCUCUUCCUGGAUAAACAGCAGGUGGAUGCGGCAGGUUGGGUAUUAAAACCAGAAAAUUAGAUCUGUUCAUGCCAAAAUAAGUGCAGGGAACAUAAAAGUCUGGUGAGUGUUAGAGAAGAUGUGUCCUUUCACAUCCGCCUUGAAGGCAAUACUGCAUGUUAAGGCCCUGACACACCAGGCGGAUGGUUGGAGAGUGUCCGUCCACUUAGUUUACGUGGCGUGCCAACACAGACAAACUAGUGCUAGUCGCUCCGUGUCGGUGGUUUAUCGACGGCGGAGCACCCGUGGGAGAGAGAAAUCUCUCUGAAUGACUGUUCAGUUCAAGCAAUUCAGUGCCAGAGAAGGGAAACGGAAAUGAGGCAAGCAAACAAGUAAAGUCAAAAGGCCACACACAGAAAACUCUUCUGAAAAAGCCAAUCCUAUUUUCACACCGACAUGGCCAUUUGGUAUGAAGCCAAGUGCUGAGCGCACCGCUGCUGGUAUGGAGAGUUGCGUCCUUUCAUGCAGGUGCAGAACGUAUGUGCUAGUUGGUUGUUGGCUGAAGGCUUUGCGGUGUGUUCAAGUGCAACUUUUUGCCCAAGACACAGGCAACUUGAGGUGAUGAAACAGUCUGCCUUCAUCGCUGCUAGUUCUUUGAUGUGUGUCUUGGUGUUUAGAGCUAUAGUCCUUUAGUCACAGCAGGACUGUGAUAGUGUGACAAAGAGCCAACAUGCGCAACACAACAACCCUCAAACUGAAGCGACUACAUGGAAUUCAGCCUUCAUUAUUCUUCCGAUUUAUUUAUUAUCAUUAUUACUUCCACCUGCGCUCUUCCUACUGUGACAUGUCAACGUGUUCAAGUCAUAGAAUGUCUUCGUGAUGUUACCGGCGGCAGUACAUUCGUAAACUUUAGCCCUUUCAAACAUGCACUACAUCAUUUAACUACAUCUUUAUGUCACACUCGGGUUUGAAUAAUCUCACAAGUCACUUUUCCGUAAAGGUCACGGCACAUGUCAGAAUUGAAUGCGUUCGCAUUAUGGAAAGGCUGCUGCAGCACAACAUUAUAUAUUUAAAAUGUUUACCUUGCCAUGAAAAGAAUAGUCUCCUCAAACCCUCGCCAAGGAAAGGAAUUAGCAUAUUUCUCAGCAGGUGGUCAUCAGCAAAAGUUCACCUUCACAUACAGUAUGUUAGCAAACAGGAAAUAAACAAGAGUUACAAGCUACGGUCUUGUCAGUAUUUUAUACAAUUCUGAUCCAUACAUAAUUACAUAAUGGUGAGAGAAGGUCAGCGUCAGCAAUUACGGUUUUAAUAUGAACAGAAGUUUCAUCAUUGAUGUAGUGUGGGAACAGAUAGAGGCAGACAUUAACACCAAUGCCUUCUAUUUAAUAAACUCAAAGAAUUAGAAACUGAAGAGUGGAGUAUAUUGAUAAUUCCUCCCUCAGGACAGUUUAUAGCAUGAGGAAUGGCUGUCGAGGAUGGCUCAUACGAGUGGCUGAUUUAGUGGUCAUUAACUCCAAGAUGGUGGCCAGGUCACCUCAGUUUUAUAUGCCCUUUGGAAGUUCAGGCAGGGAACGGCUGCAUUGAUCUGCUGGUCAUCUGGGUUCCAAAAAGCAAAUGCAUCCGGGGAAUGUGAGGUGGAUCAUUGUAAAUCUAAUCUGCAGGAGUGGAAGAGACUGAAACGCUGAGGUCAGCUCCCACAAACAGAAGCAGCAGCCUCUGAGGCGACUCAUCACAAAGAGUCCUGACGGCAGAACAGGGACCAACUGAACCUCAUGUGUAAUGACAGACCACGUACAGGAGCCUGUGACCUACAGAGGGAAUGUCCACUGGCAGUAAAGCCAUUAUUUAUGAGGAUUAGACAUAAAACUGAGCAGUCCAAUAGCCCAGGUUUGGAAGCACUGAGUUAAUCGAUCAGAGAAUUGAUUGAUAAAUAAAUCUAACUAGUAAAAAACAAUACCAAUAUGUCUGUUCUUUCAUUAGAUUAUGUCCCUCUGAAACAUUUCUAAGAAAAUGAGUUAUUGUCCUCUUUGAAGAAAAGCUAAUGAACAGCAGCAUAGAAACGUGAUAUUUUAACAUCAAAUGGAAGGUAUACUGUAAUCCCUGACUUUCGUAUUGAGCAUCCCUCAUGAUGUUUUUUUCCCUUACUGACACACAUUUUUGUCAGUUUUUAUUGAAUACAUCAAGUAAACGACUGCAAAAAAAAGCCAUAUAGGUCGCUUUUACAAGCAGCUUAUUGCGACCCAUAUUUCCGUUUGUUUGUUGAGUGUCAAAGUCUGAUGAGGUCGUGAUGGAUGUUUGGGUCAAACAACCAGGACUUCCCCCAGGAGACCUAAGUAAGUUAACUUGUGUAACGUACUUGUCCUUUAUGUACCUACGUUACAUAACAAAUGUAUAUAUUUUUCCCCAAAAGAGUAAACUUUUCCUAAACCUAACCACAUGGUUUUGUUUCCAUUCACAUUUUAGACCAUGCGUUUAAAACUGCGACCGUUUCACAGCGUGUGCCCGUCUCUGGUUCAAAGGUCAGUUAUGUGGUUUUAGGAGUCAUCAGCAAAUGACCUAUUCUGUAAUUUUGAAAGGAGGGCAUAAGACCAAAGCAGCAUCAUUUCUACUUGGUCCGUGGGUUCACCAUAGAAAUGACAUGCGGCACAUACAUAAAUAUAAUUCUUCCUCCACCAAACAUGCACUUCAUGUGGUCUUAUUUAUCAGUAACAGGAUUCCAAAUGUUUUGGCAGAGAAAAGGAUUUGUGAGGAACUGUUGCUCCUCCUCUUUGGUCUUCUAAGGACUCGUCAUUGAGAGCAACUUUUAUGGUCGGAGAAAUUCUUUAAAGUGGUUUGGCUGCUUUCAGGCAGGAUGAGGCAGCUGACUUCAUGUUGGCCUACAGACUGACGCGCCAAAGCUCCGGAAGAAACAGAAAAGGAGGGGCCUCCAUUAACUCCUAUCUGAAAUGUAGAAGGGGUCCAUUGGGAUUGAGUUGUUCUGGCUCUGUAAUAUACAGUGUAUUUAGUACAGGCAGAGAGCCGGUGAAGGUCUGGAAGUGUUUUGGAAAUGCUUCGGUUCCCUCUUUCAACAAGAAAAUGGUUGUUCUAUAUUCUCAAUACUCAAGGGAAUGUAUUGAUGCUGUAACUUGCUUUGUGAAUCUGUAUGCAUGUAUAUUUGGAGGGGAACCAACCGUUGGGCCUAUUCCUGUUUUUCUUGAAGCUCUUUGUUUGAAGAGUGGAGAGGUUUGGCCUCUGUGGCAGAGGGGGGAGGGGAGCUUAAACAAAAGACAUGCCCUUUGUUACUCUAAUGUUUAGGGAAAUGCUGAAAACAAGCCACAAAAAAAUGGCUCAUCCGAAGUGACAUUGAAUCAAAUUAGCAUUUUAGCUAACAACUUGGGCUUGUUUUAAAGGGCUUGGCCACAUGUUUGUUAGAAGCAGGAGAGCCCAGAACACAAGGACAAACAUGGUGUAUCAGACUGCCUGAGGCUAAUUUAAGAUCACAUUUUCACUUUCAAUUCACGUUGGCUGUCUGAGAGAUACAACAUGCUUUUAUUCUCUUAACAUCAGUGUCAAAUGGAGUUUUGUUUUUUGUUCAUCCAAAGCAGCUAUUUUACUAUUUGGUCUUUUAACAGAAGCAGCUUUCUAAAGUCAAUUUCAUGUUGAUCGCUGUGUCAUCUUCUAAACGUAUGGUUUGUAGAACUCCAACUGUUGUAAUGUGGUGUAGAUUUGAAAUUGGAAAAACAACAUUCAUUUUGUGUCAACUGACACUAUUAAAUAGCGUGCGCUCAAUUGUUGCACGUGCAUGCAUCAUUACAUGCUAUAUACAUGUAUAAACGCGUGUCCUUGUCGAGAGCCUAAGAAGUGGUACUUUAGCAUUGUGUCUCAUGGGUACGGCAGCACGCUGUCCUACACGUCCUGACGAGGGGCCCCCAGCCUCGAGGCCCAGUCAGGGAGCGCCUCCCGCCACACGACUGCGGAUAACCAGCAAGGCUCAGCUCCAAUUGACUUCAAGGUUAAAGGCAACUUGGCUGAUUAUGCUGUUCAUCUUCGCCGCUUGGGAGGAAAGCUGCUAAGGUCAAGGGUGACAUAUGGCAGCCCCCCCCUUCACAGCUCAGGUUUGACUUCCUAUUUCCAUCAACAAGCAAGGUUAUGCCAUUCAGACUGAAAUGAUGUCAACAACUCUCCUAUAUGUUGGUAUGCAGCAAACAUUAGGGUUACUUUUGUUAGAGAAAGUAUCUCACAAUGACCUCAGAAAAAUAUCUUCAACCAGGAAAGUAUUGCUAAUAAAAACCUGCAUGUAUAUAGUAGGAUUAGUUGGGUUUACUCUUUUAUUCCCUAGCAGUUAACUCCCGGUGAACUAUAAAGAAUAUUAAUGCUCAAAUCUGCAUGUAAACACAGAUCCAAUUACAACACCGUGGCCAGGUCCGUCCUCUACGCCCUGCCUUUGACACGGUGACAUAUGGUAGUAAACUCUCAUGGUAUUGGAGUAAAGUAACCUGGGAGAUGGCGAGGCUGUCUUUGAUCACACCAACAGGUUCCACUUGUCAUAUUUCUACCUGCUUACCAACCUGCCUGACGUGAAGGCUCAUCUGCUGUUUCUGUGAAUCUCUCUUUAUGUUGUGUUUGAAUGUGAAAAGCUUCUCAUAUGUGACUUAAUGCAGCCGGGUCAUUAGCAUUCUCAUGGGGGGUUGGGUCCCGGAGAGCUUGGGGUGGGGUGCUGCUGCUGCUGUGAGAGUGAACAACAAGUGUUAUUAGUAGGGUGGAGCUGUGGAGAGGGGCGGGCUGGGAGACUGGCCGGAUGAUCAAGACCGGCUUGUCCACUGUAGUGUGAGGAUCAGGUAGAGAAGAGGCUGCUGGCUUCACACAGCAUCAGGUUGGCUAGUAGAGCUUAGGGUGAGGCACACCGGUGAAACACUGGAUGCUUCUCGCUAUGGCCCCCUUACCAGGCCACUGGAGGGGAUGAAGGAAGAGAACCCACUGGAUGGUAAGACACCUCUGUAGCUCUCACAGGUUUUAAGUCUGCUUACCAACAUAUGGGCAGAAUCAUGUCAGAAAAUGUGAAAUUCAGCUUUCCUACAAGGUGAAUUUCAAUUGGAUGGCCAUUCAGGUCAAAGGUGCAAGUAGGACACUGGAGAAGGGUUCUACUACCUUGUUUGUAAGAGUUGGGAUUGGUUUGUUCCAUAGCUUGUUAUCUUACUCAGGGCAGUAUAGGUAAACAAAAUGCCAAAGGAAGCAGCCACCAAAGUAUCCAGUCUAACAUGGGCAACAUCUUAAUUGAAUGUGAACUAUGAUUGAUCAAAGAAUAAGUCGACUACAUUAUGAAUCUUACCAAACAUUUAAUGUUGGCAUUCAGUACUUGACAGUCUUCAGUACUCUGUGCCACAGACGUGUGUCAGCAUCAAAAAGUACCUGCGUUCAUUACGAGUUCUUUUACUUUUAACAGUAUUGAUUCAUUGUUUCAAUCCAUGUUCAGAAUAUGCUGUUGGAGUGACUAAAUGUAUCUUUGGUAUACAGAAGUAUUUAUUCUCAUUAUUGGAUAAACUAACAAUCAUUUUCUUAAAUUCACUUAGUGAUAUUUUUUUAUUUAGAAUAAGGAAAUGGACACAGAACAUAGGGAUAGAGGGGGGGCGACAUGCAAAGAACGUCCUGGCCGGAAUCGAACUAGACAAUGCAGUUGUGAAGUUUGCCAUUUUGACCACAUCUGACAUCCACUUUUGAAUGCAGUGUUAGUCCCACGUGAGGAGUGUAUUGGACCAGAGGAGGAAGAGGACCCACCUAGCGUCCCACUUGUCUCCAUCUCAUUGGCCCUCAGCUCCUCUUGCUCACUCUGCUCAGUUUGUAACCCGUCAAGAUUUGAAACUUCAACUUUACCAUUCGUCCCUGAUGCACUAAGUUCUUCAAUUUGCUAAUGUCUGUGUGUUUUGUCAGCUUGAACCUGUUUAUGUUUGGACAUGCACUUUGGUCCGCCUCAGAAUUGCCAGAGGCAUGGUUAAGGGGUGGGGAGGCUAAUUUGGGUGAGGGCUGGGAGGGGAGUAGUAUUGUUGAACGGCAGCGAAAAUAGGACUAUCAGUUCCACUCAGAUAACCCCUAGCUGUCAUUGGACCUCAAGCCAAGCCGUGACCCCAGGGCUUGAACUCUGUGGUCAUGUGACCAGGCAAUAAAGUGACCAGUGGCGUUGCUGGGCUCUGGCUGUGGUCAGAGAGGGACAGGCUGUCGGGGAAAGAGGUUGCUGGGAGAAAGAACAGAGAGAGGCAGAGAAAGAAAAGAGUCAUGAGGCAGCCGGGCCCAGUGGCUUCUUAUUUUAGCCAAGUCCUUGCUUGAAUGGGGUCCAGGCAGACUGGGAGAAGCAUGAAAUGGAUACAUGGGAAGAUGAUCCGGCUGACCAGCGUACUUGCCUUAUCUGUGGAGAUCGCGCCACAGGCCUGCACUAUGGCAUCAUCUCCUGUGAGGGCUGCAAGGGCUUCUUCAAGCGCAGCAUCUGCAACAAGCGCGUGUACCGCUGCAGCCGCGACAAGAACUGCGAGAUGUCGCGCAAGCAGCGCAACCGCUGCCAGUACUGCCGCCUGCUCAAGUGUCUGCAGAUGGGGAUGAACCGCAAAGCAAUCAGGGAGGAUGGCAUGCCAGGAGGGAGGAACAAAAGCAUCGGGCCUGUUCAGAUCACAGAGGAGGAGAUAGAGCGGAUCAUGUCAGGCCAGGAGUUCAAGGAGGACGCCCCGGAGCACACCUGGGGCAACAACGGCGACAGCGACCACAGCUCUCCAAGCAACGGAGCCUCGGAGGGCAACCAGCCGUCACCCGCCUCCACUCUGUCAUCCAAUCGCUCUGUGGAGAUGAAUGGCUACACGGCGGCCCUCAGGGACCAGUACAUCAACACCUCCAUGUCCACACACUACCAGAUCCUGCCUCACCUGUUCAGCUACACUGCCCAGUCUGGCCUGCUGGCCCCCCAGCCCCGCAGCCUCUACCCACAGUCCCACCCACUGGUGCUGCAGCUGGUGGCUGCUGAAGACCUGGCCCCCCUGGCAACCCCUAUGCUGAUAGAAGAAGGGUACAAAGUGACACAGGUGGAGCUGUUUGCCCUGCUGUGUCGUCUGGCAGACGAGCUGCUCUUCCGCCAGAUCUCGUGGAUCAAGAAGCUGCCGUUCUUCUGUGAACUCUCCAUAGAGGACUACACCUGCCUGCUGAGCUCCACCUGGCAGGAGCUCAUCCUCCUCUCCUGCCUCACCAUCUACAGUGCCCAGAUUUUCGGAGACCUGGCCGAUGUCACCGCCAAGUACACGCCGUCUGACGACGAGCUGCAGGGCUUCAGUGAGGAUGGUAUGGAGGUUAUGGAGCGGUUGAUAUAUCUGUUUCGCAAGUUCCACCAGUUGAAGAUCAGUAAUGAGGAGUAUGCCUGCAUGAAAGCCAUCAACUUCCUCAACCAAGAUAUCCGAGGACUGUCCAACACCUCCCAGCUGGAGCAGCUCAACAAGCGCUACUGGUAUGUGUGUCAGGACUACACCGAGUACAAGUACCCGCACCAGCCCAAACGCUUCCCCGAAAUCAUGAUGUGUCUCCCGGAGAUCCGCUGCAUCGCAGGGAAGCUGGUGAACGUCCCUCUGGAGCAGCUCCCCCUCUUGUUCAAAGCAGUCUUGCACUCCUGCAAAUCCAGCCUGACCAGCUACAGGACCGGCCCGUCGCCAUGCGUGACCACCUCCUCCGGAAACUAGACCCUGGCCCCGAGUCGAGGGACCGGUCUCCCCUCUUGUGAAUGUGACAAGCAGCUAGUUUGUUUUUUGUAACUUUUUUCUUUAUAUAUUUAUUACACGACAGAGCUGAAUGUAUGCUGAUUUACACUGUGCACAUGCUUCUGUACAAAACAAAUGCUCGUAGAUGCAUUGGUCUUUGGAGUUUACAAGUGUGUAUCCAGUUUGCUCAAUGUGUCAGUGUUGCUAUUGUUAGAGCUAGACUUUAAAAGAGUUUAUUUUAUUCAGACGUGGAAGGAUAGACACAUGUGACGAGUGUUUUGAGACUACCUCAGGAAAAUGUUGUUGCUAUUUUCAGGUACCUUUUCUUUCUGUUAAAUGAAGAGCUGCCCAGUAUAAAACCAGAUCCCUGUGGACGCUUUGGCACCUCAAUCACAGACUGAAUGUUCAAAGGAGCUGCAGAAAUCAAACAUUUAAAAACAGUGUUUUGUUGCACUGAAAAUGCAACGUGAUUAGCAAACUUUAGCUACUUUAUCGGCGUGGACUCUCAGACAUCCUGCUAAUGGGAGGCGGUCUUGUCAAUUUAACAUUCCAUGGGUUAGGGUGACAGUUGUUGGAUUUGUGGGAUCUUCAUUAAAAAAGGAGCUUACGGGUAUUUUUUACAAUCAUAGACUGGGGAUGUAAGGCUUUAUUGCAGGGGAAGGGAGGAUAGCUAGGUUUGGUGUUUAGUUUUAGUGUUUUUCUUUUUUUGACCAAAGUGUUAUGCAAUGCUUUAUUCAAACACACCCAGUGAUGGGUCGGGGGCUGAUAGCUGCCCCCAAAAAAGUUUCUUAUUAAUGAAGGAUCAGGAUAAGAAAUGAAUCAAUCUGUGUCCGAGGGGAGAACCCUCUGCUGGACAGACAAGUACGUUGCUGGAGUUCAUUGUAAAUGCUGCUGAACAUGCACACAGCCUUGUGCACACGUAUAUGCAUAGAGCAGAUGUGAUGAUUGAUAUUCCCUCGGCUUCUUGUCAGAUGGCUUGUUUGUUUGGGCUCUGCCGCCUUCAGUGCCAGGACCCUUGAUGCAGUGUUGGCCUACUCUCAGCACGCCAUCACCUAACUUUAAGGACCGCCGUACGGUCCGCUUCAUUUAAGAUGAGGCAUGAAAUCUGGCUUUUUUCAAUUUAUUUAGAACUAACCAAGAACUAGAGAAAGACAUUGCCUUGUGCGAGAGAUUUUAAUGGGUCAAAAAGAUGUAUAGAAGUGGAACUGACCACAACCGGAUUCAAGUCUGAACAGGAGCCAAAUCAACCUGAGUCGACUAACGGUGCUCGACACUCUGUGUUUGCUGCCUCCGGUUCAGUGGAAGCUGCUGUAGAGCGCUAGCUUCUGUUAGCGUAUCCAGCUUCAAAGCGGUCAGAACCAAUUGGCCCUUUCAAACGUUUCAUUGGCCAGUUCAUGCCAGUAUUAGAGGAGUUUACACUGUUUUCAGGUCUUGUCAGGUCCAAUCAAAACUUUGCACAGACCCGAGACCAGUAGCAGUUUGAGUGUGACCUGUUCCAGGUCCAAAGGACUCUAGAAAGUGUGGACUUGAGACUUGGUUCAGGUCUAGUCCUCUGGCUUAACUCGCCAAACAAUUAUUUCUUUUCUGAACUCGCUAAUGUUCAGGAAGUUUGCGGAUUAUUACUUUUGGGGAUGGAUUCAGUGCGAUUGAUCCGGGCCAUGCCUCAGUGAAUCCAGGCUUGGUAUAGAGAGUUUAGGUGACUUGCCUCCGGUUUGUGUCCCCUCUGUCAGAUAUGCACAUUGUUUAAAAGAAGCCAUAGAAAAUGGUCUUUAUUUUUGAAGUAUACGAGAUGAUCAUUUCAAACCGCUUGAAGUGUCUUCUUGGAUUCCUCAAGGCUUUUGCCGUUUCAUGACGUACGAACAAUUUGAAAUGCAGAGAAAAUGCAGUCCUCGCAGCGACUCUUUUUUGCACACAACGGUGAGGUUCGGAGACCUUGACCUUUGACCUCGGCCACUGCCCACCCAGUGUGUUCCUCUCUCAGGUCCCUGCCGGCCUGAAUCUAAACAGGGUAAAGUGAGUGUUAUGUAUUGCAUUCAGGAGUUCCUCAGCGACCAUGCUGAUGUACUUGUAGUAUUAGUAGAUGUAGGUUCCAGGACAUUGUAGGUCCUUUGUAGAAGUGUUUUUCUGUUUUUCUUUUUCUACUUUAUCUCC